AUGCCAUCCACUACUGAAGAACUCAAGUCCCGCUUCCCGGACUUGGAGUGGUUUCCUCUGCCUACACCAGAAGAGCACCCUCGGUUUAUCUACGAACCUUCUCAAUCUGGAUCCACUAUCCUAGGGCAGGGUCACACUCGCUCACCCGGACGCCGAGCAUUUCCAAUUGAAACCAUUUUUGAACAAGAUGUCGCGAUUCGGAUGCGAGACGGCAUUACGAUCUACGCCGACAUAUUCCGUCCCGUUGGCUCAGAUCAAAAGCACCCAGUCCCGGCAAUCUUACCCUGGAGCCCAUAUGGCAAGACUGGAACCGGAGUUCAGCAGUAUGAAAACAUGGCCCCUUUCCGAGUUGGUCUGAGAUUGGAUCAGACGUCCGGUUACGAAAAGUUCGAGGGUCCUGAUCCCGCUGAGUGGAUGCAUCGUGGGUACGCCAUUGUAAACAUCGAUGCUCGCGGCGCCGGUCGAUCGGAAGGAAAUCUAGUUUUCUGGGGGCAGCAAGAGGCGGAAGACAUCUAUGACACUAUUGAGUGGAUCGCCAACCAACCAUGGUGUAAUGGCUCCGUCGGUAUGGCCGGCAACUCGUGGUUGGCAAUCUCCCAGAUCAACUUUGGGUCUCGUCUAGAACAUCCGGCUCUCAAAGCCCUAGCACCAUGGGAAGCUGAGAAUAUGCCCGCGAUGAUUGAUAAGCGGCCGCUCUUCGAUGAAUAUUGGGAGAGCAAAUAUAUCAACACCGUGAAUAUCAAGGUUCCGAUUUACGUUGUUGCGUCUUAUUCGUCCCAGCUUCAUAGUCGCGGCGCUUUCCAUACAUUCCGGACCGCAAAGUCAUCUAAAAAGUGGCUACGUGUCCAUCCAUAUCAGGAAUGGUACGAUCUGUAUCGACCGGACAUGGUCGAUGAUCUUCAGAAAUACUUUGAUCGAUUUUUGAAAGGUAUUGACAAUGACUGGGAGCUGACCACGCCGAAGGUCCGCCUAUCUCUACUCGGGUUUGAAGCUGGAGGUGGCCUGAUCCCGACUGUACGCGAACGACCGGAAUCUGACUGGCCUGUGCCUCGUCAGAGCCUGAAGACGCUAUUCUUGAAUGCUUCAACCAAGACGCUUCAAGUUGACAAACCUUCUAAUAUCUCUUCUUGCUCGCAUUCUGGCAAAGAUAUGGAGGCCACCUCGGAUUUUAUUUUUUAUUUCCAUGAUUAUACCGAGCUUGCUGGCUAUGCUAAAGCAGAACUCUGGAUGUCAUGCAAGGAGCAUGAUGAUUUUGACGUCGCGGUACAGAUUAGAAAGAUCUCGAAAGAUGGAAACCCCUUAGAGCAUCUUAACUAUCCGUGCCCGGUGGAAAUCGAGAAGGUUCCGAACGUGAACACGGCUAAGGCUUUGGGGCCGCAGGGCUUCCUACGUGCCUCGCAUUCAUGCACAAAGGUUGAGGAGUUGUCUACUCAGCAAGAAGUGUUCUACCAACACGAUCGGCGCGAACCUGUUCGCCCAGGGUCAGUCGCUAAGCUUGAGAUCACAUUCUGGCCCAUGGGCAUGAUCUUUGCACCUGGCGAAGGUAUCAUGCUUCGGGUCUCAGGUCAUGAUAUGUGCUACCCAGAGACGGACAAAAUCCCACCAGCAUCGAUCAACAAUGAGAAUGUGGGAAAUCACGUUGUUCACACUGGUGGCGACCAUGAUUCGAAAUUGAUCCUGCCAUUUAUUUGA
Penicillium cataractarum is the source of this 1692-nucleotide messenger RNA. RefSeq lists its product as uncharacterized. The record is from RefSeq and is a predicted model, not a curated record. The transcript has 3 exons. The coding region runs from base 1 to 1692 and encodes 563 amino acids. Lineage: Eukaryota; Fungi; Ascomycota; Eurotiomycetes; Eurotiales; Aspergillaceae. Gene Ontology annotation, molecular function: dipeptidyl-peptidase activity.